AAGAGGUGAUUUAAAAGUGGCAUCGGGUACUGACGGACGUAUAGACUUGUGUUGCCAAGCAGGCCAUCAUGGUUGAAUGGACAGAUUUUGAGCGCGCCACCAUCCAGGACAUCUUCUCCAAGUUGGACUACGAGUUCGUUGGACCUGCAGCUCUUUGCAGGUGUCUGGUGGUCUACCCCUGGACUCAGAGAUAUUUCGGCGGAUUUGGAAACCUCUACAAUGCCGCCGCUAUCGCUGGGAACCCAAUGGUUGCAGCUCAUGGAAAAGUUGUCCUGCACGGUUUGGACCGGGCUGUGAAGAACAUGGACAACAUCAAGGACACCUAUGCAGAACUGAGCGUGCUGCACUCCGAGAAACUGCGCGUGGACCCAGACAAUUUCAAGCUCCUGUCUGACUGUCUGACUGUUGUGGUAGCCGGUCAGAUGGGUAGUGACUUCACUGGUGAAGUGCAGGCAGCUCUCCAGAAGUUCCUGGCCGUGGUGGUGUCCUCCCUGGGCAGGCAGUACCACUAGAGCGCUUCAGCACAAGUCCAUCCAUGUAGAUCAUUUAAUUUAUUAAAACAUUAAAGCUGUAAUUUUUUAUUGUGUCUCAAAAGAUAAAUAAAGUCAACUAUAUGCUUAUUUAAA
Molecule: messenger RNA, 626 nt
Organism: Labrus mixtus (cuckoo wrasse)
Lineage: Eukaryota; Metazoa; Chordata; Actinopteri; Labriformes; Labridae
Product: hemoglobin subunit beta-2-like
Exons: 3
Coding region: 69-512 (147 amino acids)
Biological process (GO): hydrogen peroxide catabolic process; oxygen transport
Cellular component (GO): haptoglobin-hemoglobin complex; hemoglobin complex; blood microparticle
Molecular function (GO): heme binding; oxygen carrier activity; peroxidase activity
Source: RefSeq, a predicted model, not a curated record